Trachemys scripta elegans is the source of this 442-nucleotide messenger RNA. RefSeq names its product WD repeat domain 83 opposite strand (gene WDR83OS). NCBI's taxonomy places the organism in Eukaryota, Metazoa, Chordata, Testudines, Emydidae. Gene Ontology annotation, biological process: protein insertion into ER membrane. The transcript is spliced from 4 exons. The record is from RefSeq and is a predicted model, not a curated record. Gene Ontology annotation, molecular function: protein folding chaperone. Bases 102 to 422 code for a protein of 106 amino acids. Gene Ontology annotation, cellular component: endoplasmic reticulum membrane.
GUGGGGUCCGGCUCGCCCCGGCCAGGCGCGGGGGAAGGGGGUCAUCCGGAACCAUUGCUCCGGGCCGCGGGGUGUUACAGCGAUCCGCGCCCCCCGGGAGCAUGGCCAGCAACAGCAUGGCGGACCCCCGGCGGCCCAACAAGGUGCUGAGGUACAAGCCUCCGUCUACAGAGAACAACCCCACGCUGGAAGAUCCCACUCCAGAUUACAUGAACCUGUUGGGGAUGAUUUUCAGCAUGUGUGGCUUAAUGCUUAAGCUGAAGUGGUGUGCUUGGAUUGCUGUCUAUUGCUCCUUCAUUAGCUUUGCCAACUCCAGAAGCUCAGAGGACACCAAACAGAUGAUGAGCAGCUUCAUGUUGUCUAUCUCUGCUGUGGUGAUGUCCUAUCUACAGAAUCCCCAACCCAUGUCCCCGCCUUGGUGAAGAGAUUAGCACAACUCCUU